Messenger RNA from Heterotrigona itama, 3650 nucleotides. Lineage: Eukaryota; Metazoa; Arthropoda; Insecta; Hymenoptera; Apidae. The record is from the annotation of a GenBank genome assembly.
AUGUCUUGUAAACGGUUAGUAUUAUUGAUCGGAAAUGAACGGUCUAUAUCGUACGCAUUAUCAUUAUUAAAAAUCCUCGGAAAAUUAUAAAACGCAAAUAUACAUAUGAAUUUCAAAAUUGUAAAAGAUCACUUACACAUGACUCUUGAGGCAAUUAAUAAAAAUAAGAGACUAAUUUAUAUCGACCUCCGAAAUGUACAGUAACAGUACCAACCUACUGAUACAAGUGCGAACUAUCAAAUGACGAAAGCAACACCCACUUCUUUAUACUACGUAUUUCAAAGACAUAUACUAUUAUGAUAAGUUAGAUUUAAAAUAAUAAUUGAUUAAUAUAACACAUAACAAUAGAUUGUACUUAAAUUUAGAUUUACUUCUCCAACAUUAUGAUUACAAAUAUCUUAAUUAUACAUUUGUAGGGCAAAUAGGAUUGUUGUAUUGAUUUCAAAACCGGUAGUUAUACAUUUAUAUGCUUAAUCACUGUAAUAAAAGUAUCAAAAAAAUAUUAAAUCAUAUCUGUAAAUAAUUUACUAUUUAAACUCUUUCUUUGUAUCUUGAAAAAUUUUUGUUUAUGUCGAUUACAUUUCUUUAAACUCAAAAUCAAACAAAAUCUAUACAUAUAUACGUAUAUAUAUAUAAUAUAUGUAUAUAUAUAUAUAUACAACUUUCUAUACUUUUAAUAAUAUAGAAAAUACAUAUUUCUUUUGUUAUUUGAUAACUAUGUAUACACGUUUUAAUUAAAUACAAAAUACAAAGUUCAAUAAUUUGCUCGAUAAAUAUCCAAAAUAUUCUUAUACCCAAAAGAUAGUAUAUCAAGUGUUUAUAUCAACGCCUGCGCGUUAUGCGUGUGUACUGUGCACUCAGUAUUACAAAAUGAUUUACAUAAAAAAAAUCUGAAUCUUGCAUCGUGAUGUGAUUUUCAUUAAGGUGAUGAUAUUUGUAGUUAUAAUUAUGGCUGACCAAGAUGCAAAUAAUAAUAACCUUACUUUGAGAGAAAAUUUAGUAAGUCCGAUCAUUCUUAAGCUCUAUAUAUAUAUAUAUAUAUACAUAUGUGUGUGUGCGUUUGCGUGUGUGUAUUUAUAUAUUUAUUUAAAGAUUUUAACUUUCUUUGCAUUGAGAUAUUUCACUAAAGUGACUUAAAAUAAAAUUGCACAUUGACCGAUUAUGUAAGUACUAAAAGUAAAAUAACUCGAUAUAAAAAAAAUUUUUCUUUAAGGUGAAAACAGCAGUGGAAUUUUUACAAAAUCCUAAAGUACAAACUAGUCCUAUUGGACGUAAACAAGAAUUUCUUCAAAGAAAGGGAUUAACAGAGGAGGAAAUUAAAAGAGCAUUUAAAUUAGCUUCUAUUGACAUAACGAUUGAUCAAAAUGCUGUUCUUAAUUCAAGUGAUUAUACAGUGGUUCCUAUUCCACCAUAUCAGAUGCAUCAUUUUCAAACAUACCCAUACCAAAUAACUCUUUUCCAAAGAAUUAAAGAAUUCUUCAAUGCUACCGCCUUAAUUGGAGCUACCAUAUAUUGCGUUUACUGGAUCUACAAAAAAUUUAUCGAACCAUUUUUAUUUGGUCGGAAAAAGAAAGAUAGUAUAAGGGAUUCAGUUACUGAGUUAGAUAAGACUAUUCAAAAUUCCAUGAAAGAAGUAAAACAAUCUAUUUCUAAAGUUGAGGGAGAUGUUCAAAAGUUGACACAGAAUCAUACUAUGGACCCAAUGAUACCUCAAUUGGUGCAAGAAUUGAAACAGGAUUUAGCUAGUCUCAAAUCUUUACUUUUAUCAAGAAAGCAAUUUCCAAGUGCGCCAGCAUCAGUUCCAUCUAUAUCUAUACCAACAUGGCAAUUAGAUGCUGCAGGUACAAGUCAAGAAAAACCAACUGAACGAGAAGAUGAUGCUGGAAGUGGAAGUAGCGCUAAUAAUUCAGAUAGCUCUCUGGAAAUGAUCCGCGAAGAUCCACCUAAAGUGUGAAUCUAAAAUAGUCAUAAACAUUCACUUCCACCAUAACAGUCUUCAAUGUACAGAAUAUUUUGUGAUGUCUACUAAAAGGAAUAGAUGGUUUUGAUCACAUGUAAUAUAUAUUAAGAAUCGACGUUUUUACAAUUAUUAUAUUACCGAUUUACUUUUAUUUUGCCAAAUUUUAUCCCAGAAAAUCGGAGUAUAUAACUAUUAUUGUUCUUAUAAAAAAGGAUGUAGGGUUAUUUGUAAAACAAAAGGAUAUAUCAUUUUUCAAACAAUAUUAAAUUGUAAAUGACGCUUAUUAUUUAAUUUUUAUUUUAUUUUUCUUUUCCUUGGAAAUCUCUGAAAGAAUUAACAUUUGUUCCUCUUUGAUUAUUAGCAUCAAUCUUCCAUCCCUGUUCUUAAAGGCCUCGUUAUUAUUUAAUAAUUUUUAUAACGUUGAAAUAAAAAAGUAGAUAAGAAAUUAAAACAUUUUCUUAACGAUAUUCAUAAUGCACAGACACAUUACUAUUUAGAUCAUUACUUAAAGAAGUCAUCUAUUUAAAAUAUUUGACAAUAUAAUGGGGAAGGUAUAGAACCAAAAAUACAAACUAUCUUUACAAACUAAUUAUGUACAUUUUAAUCCAUAUUUAAAUUUAAAAAGACAAUCGCGAUACAUAGAAUUAUAUUAAGCCAAGGGCUAUAUUUAUACAAGUUGUUUUGCAGUGUAUAUUUGAAAUUAAAAAAAUUAUUAUUUUCUUGACAUAUACAUAUAAUUGCAUGUAUGUGAUAACAAAAAAUACAUACACGUACAUACAAGUAUACUAUGUACAGAAAGACAUUACUUAAAUGUGGUGUAAUCCUGCUUUAUUCUAUACUUAUUACCCAUGGCUACCCUUACUUUGGAAUAAAUUACUAUUAAUAAUAUAAUUCCAUGUGAGCAGUUCAUUUGAUAUACGUCAAUAAAUAAACAAAUGUCCUCAACAUGCAAUUUAUUUUGAGAACAAAAUAUUAUUUGAACCUUGUGCACAUGGGCAUUUUUUUUAAAUUGAAGUUUUAUGAUUAAGUGAAAUUAACAUUUAUAUAUAUUUAUAUCUGUAUAUAUGCAUAUAUAAAUGUUACAUGAAAUGUUUAAUGGCUUUACAUUUCUCAUUCACUCAAACCAAUCGUUCUGCAAUAAACACAUUCUUCAUCAGUACAAACCAUAUAAUCUUUCAGUACAGUACUUUUGAAUGAUUAAACAAGCGAACAAAUGUACUGUAAUGCUAUAUGUACGAUUACAUCCGUUCACUGUUACUUUAUUUUUCUAUUUUUUGACUCCUUAAUAUCGUACAUUGUAUUUAAAACAAUUUUUAAUUUUCCGAAAUUUAUUGAAAUCAAAUAUCGCUUUUUUUAUAAUUCUUUAAUACUUCUUUUUAUUAUUAGGUAUAUUCAGGAAAGCUGCCUCACUGAUACAGUGAGUUACAGCAAAGUCUAUUUAAAGUGUGACUUAGUAUUCUUUUUUUAUCUUUUUUUAAUACUACAUUUCAAGUUCAAUGAUAUUAUAUAUAACAGAAAUAAUUUGUUUAAAAAAUAUAACAUUUUCUUAUUAUGUGUGGCAAAAUAUUUAAAACGUUCUGUAUAGUAUCAUCACUUAGAACAAAAUUAUUUCGAGUAAAAUAUGUAAAUCUAUGUUAAUUGAAAAUCUUGAUCUUUGGCAAAUACAUUUUGUUUUUUUCUUUUUUUUUUU